AUGUCGACGGUUUCAGGACCGGCUCUAGUUCGGAGGACUCUAGUUGGUGCCGGCAAUCGCUGUAUAUAUAGAGCCUGUCAGCCCGCACUCCAGAAGCGUUACCAGACCAUCCAAUCUGCCCCUUCUACUACACCCCCACUUGACAAGGCUUCUGAUCCGACACAAACCCCUCCACCUCCCCCUCCUCGUUCUCGUGCCUCGCGAGUCUUCGGCGCAACCGCUCUCUUCGUAGUCGCAACAGCUGCCGGUCUAGCAAUGUCUGUCGCUCCUGCCAUCGAGACGGCCAAUGGCUUCAUCUCACCCCCCACCAAUGCCGAGACCCUCUCGCUAUUCGUACCUGCCGGCUCCGAAGCCGAAGAAAUCAACAAACGCAUCGUCUCAAACCCUCUCUCCGAGUCUCUGCGCGCAAACCCCCAAUGGACCGAGUCCAGGCCGCACAUGAAGAUUCCCGAGAACAUGAGGUCGCACAACCUGACGGCGGGUACUCUGCAAGGAGACGACAAGAUUGCUUCUCCACCUCUCACAUUUGCCAACACAAAGGCCGAACUGCCGUCCAUUGUCCAGAUUGCCCAUCUUGGCGAAAAGUUGUGUGGUCACCCUACAAUCAUUCACGGAGGUCUACUUGCAACUCUUCUGGACGAAGGCCUUGCCCGCGCCUGUUUUCCUGCUCUGCCCAACAAGGUCGGCGUUACUGCGAGUCUGAACAUCACAUACAAGAAGCCUUGCCCUGCAAACAGCUUUGUUGUGCUCAGAGCAGAGACCACAAAGGUUGAUGGUAGAAAGGCGUGGGUCAAGGGUUGGAUUGAGAUUCUGGGCGACGGUGUCGAAGAGGGGGAGCACUUGGUCGAGGCCGAAGCCUUAUUCAUCGAGCCCAGGGGUGCAAAGAACAUGGCCAGACUCUACUCCAACGACGACUAA
Molecule: messenger RNA, 918 nt
Organism: Aureobasidium namibiae CBS 147.97
Lineage: Eukaryota; Fungi; Ascomycota; Dothideomycetes; Dothideales; Saccotheciaceae
Exons: 2
Coding region: 1-918 (305 amino acids)
Source: RefSeq, a predicted model, not a curated record